Molecule: messenger RNA, 855 nt
Organism: Sabethes cyaneus
Lineage: Eukaryota; Metazoa; Arthropoda; Insecta; Diptera; Culicidae
Exons: 3
Coding region: 1-855 (284 amino acids)
Source: RefSeq, a predicted model, not a curated record
AUGAAGUUCGUCAAAUUCCGCGUUCGAGUUUCGCCCCUGGUGGUGCUUCUGGUUUGUAUAGAGGCACUCAAUGCGCGAACGGUUUCCAAUCGGAAGCGGGACUUCGAUUUUGAGUUUGACGGUUCCAAUACGGCUUCUUAUCACGCUUCCAAAUCCGGCUACAGUGCAGGCAGUGGACUCCGAUCGAUUGCCCAAGGUUCGGCAGAUCAGGCCAACACAGCUGUUCACAAUCAGGUUGCAGCCGCCAAACAGGCUGCUUACAUUGCGCAAAGCACCUUGGCACAGGCUGCAGCACAAGCAGCGGCCACAGCUCAGGCGGCACUAGCAGGAAAGCAGGUUCUUCUACAAGGGCUUGAGCAACAAAGUCUAGAGGCACAUCAGGCACUGGAGAGCGAAAUCCAACAAAUGCAUCAGGCUAAAAAGGCUGCGAAAUCAUCGCAGUAUUCUGCGCAACAAGCUUUGAAUCACGUGCAAGUUUUGACAGCAGCUCUAAACAAUGCACAGGUUGCAUCCGAGCAUGCACAACAAGCGGCCAGUGAAGCCGCAACAGAACUAGCGUCCCAAACCCAGAUGGUUGGUACCGCCAAAGCCCGCGUCGAAGCCAUCGAAGAACAGCUGAAGGCAGCCCAGGUGGACUAUGAAGCAACGCAAGAAGCGGCCCACAAGGCAGCCUUCUCGGCUCAGGAAGCGCAGAAGAAUGCGGCCGAAGCGGCAGCUCACGCAGCCAUUCCGCACCAACUGGAACCGCAGCAUCACCAGUUUCAGGCGAAGGUCUCCAAGCAGCCCCAGCACGAACCGGAGGAUGACAUCAACAGCGGUGAGCUGGAUGUCGAAUCCGGUCACAAUUUUGGUUAG